CGAGUUCCACCCUCGGCUACUGCUCAGCCGUCCACGCGACCCGGACACGUCGCUUGAAUCUCACGCGCGAAUAUCGGCAUAGCAAACAGGUAACGCUCCUGCCAAAGGAGCACGCCAAUCUUCAAGGUUCGAAGAACAUACGAUUCUGCAGCAAUGGCCACCGCUCGCAAGCGGCCUCGGCCAGAGGAGUCCACCGAGAAUGUGGCCGAGUGCCCGUUCACCGUCAUACAUCCGGAUCCCAAUGAGAAGGAGAAGAAGACAAAGCGGCGCCGUGGCGGUUCAGAGGAUCGGCCCGCGCCUCCGCCAAAAAUUCACCUCCAGGUCUCGCCAUUCUCUCCGAUCGGCAAGUUCAACGCCAAGGACAACACCAUGGACCGCCACUACCAGAUCGCUCCGUUUGCCAAGUGGAUGGACAUGACCAGAUAUAACAGCUUCGUUUUGAAUGGUGUCAAGUACCACAGUGAAGGCUUCGUCCUCGUGGCCAACGACAACACUAUUGAGCGCCAGAAGAACCCCGGCGAGUCCCGUCAACCUAGACAGAAGUCGGAUGACGACUGGGUCGCAAGGAUUCUCGAAAUUCGCGCCGCGGACGAGCAUCACGUGUAUGCGCGCGUCUACUGGAUGUACUGGCCUGACGAGCUGCCGGCAGGCACGACAGAAGGAAAGCGAGUCAUCAAGGGUAGACAGCCGUACCACGGCAACAACGAGCUCAUCGCUUCCAAUCACAUGGAUGUCAUCAACGUCACCAGUGUCACGGCAAGCGCUACUGUUCAUCAGUGGGUCGAGACGAAUGAAGAUGAAUUACAGCCGGCUCUAUACUGGCGCCAAGCUUUUGACGUGCGAAGCAUGGACCUCUCGUCUGCUGAAGAACAUUGCCGCUGCAACCGUCCCGAAAACCCCGACAAGAAACUCACUUGCUGUACCAACGAGGAGUGCGGCAAGUGGCUGCACCACGAUUGCCUGGUCCACGAAGCUCUACUCCGCACUUUCGCACGCCUCGGAACCAACAAGCCUCUCAAGCCGACGCCCGUCAAGGACGAGCAAGAUAACGAGACUGGCCGCCUGCCUCUGUCGCCCAGCGAGUUCGGAGCAGCACCAACGGCCGAGCCCUCUAUUGAUGUGAAGCCCGAGGAGCAGAACACUGUUAAGAUGGCUGAUGUCGAAAACGUGCUUCCCAUUAUUAAGGCAAAACCAUACGAGGGUUAUUUCUCUGCCAUCAUUAGAAGUGACGUCAGUCCGCUAGUUGUCGAGAUUACUGAUCUGCGGGAAGAAGUGACCGGUGGUCUCAAGGAGUGGACGGAGCCUCUGGACUGCCUUGUUUGUGGUCAGCAAAUCCACUAAACCAGGAAACUCUAGCAUCUGUUGGCAGAGUUUUGCUGGAGGCAUAGACGACAAGGACGAUAAAGGUCUGUGGACCAGCCGAUCGGUAGACGAGAUCUCGCGGGCUCGCCCAGUUUUCGAGGCAAGAAGGAAGCCGACCGGACCUAGGUUACCUAGAGACCCU
Microdochium trichocladiopsis is the source of this 1504-nucleotide messenger RNA. RefSeq lists its product as uncharacterized. Lineage: Eukaryota; Fungi; Ascomycota; Sordariomycetes; Xylariales; Microdochiaceae. Bases 154 to 1341 code for a protein of 395 amino acids. The record is from RefSeq and is a predicted model, not a curated record. Gene Ontology annotation, molecular function: chromatin binding. The transcript has 4 exons.